Cladophialophora yegresii CBS 114405 is the source of this 471-nucleotide messenger RNA. RefSeq lists its product as uncharacterized. The coding region runs from base 1 to 471 and encodes 156 amino acids. Gene Ontology annotation, cellular component: cytoplasm. The record is from RefSeq and is a predicted model, not a curated record. NCBI's taxonomy places the organism in Eukaryota, Fungi, Ascomycota, Eurotiomycetes, Chaetothyriales, Herpotrichiellaceae. The transcript has a single exon.
AUGUCUCUUACCCAGCAGAUCGACCCGGACAAUGUCCCCAACUACGAGGACAUGGAGAAGCAAUUCGCCGUGAAAGCAGUCCAGCAUAUGACUGUCUACUGGUCCAUCCUUGAGAAAUUGCCAGGCUCGAGGCUUCGUCUGACGCGACUUGACGACCAGAUCUUCCAGCAUUUUAAGCGCGAGUUUCCGGACUUUGACCCCGCCCAAGAACUCAACGAAGAUGCAAUGAAAAGUAAGGAAGGCAAGGAGAGGUGGCGCAAAUUCUCCAUGGCCUACGAAAAGGGUGACAACAAAAUCGAAGACUACAACUUCGGAACCAUGCUGAGGAAGAGUCCUAAAACUGAGUAUGGGGAGAAGGAGACCAUCUUUGCUAUUCGAAUGCAGUUCUAUGCUAUUGAAAUCGCUCGGAACCGUGCCGGUCUGAACGAUUGGAUCUAUGAAAAUGCACAAAAGGAGCAGAAAAAAUCAUGA